Molecule: messenger RNA, 3435 nt
Organism: Botrytis deweyae
Lineage: Eukaryota; Fungi; Ascomycota; Leotiomycetes; Helotiales; Sclerotiniaceae
Exons: 3
Coding region: 1-3435 (1144 amino acids)
Molecular function (GO): protein binding
Source: RefSeq, a predicted model, not a curated record
AUGCCGCAGCGCACAGUGGCCGAGAAACGAUGGCACCAAGCCUGGGAAUCAUUGAAGAAGGAAGAUAAAGACGAAAUCAAACUAGACCCCACUCGAGCGGGUUAUUUGGACAUUCUUCAAGACAUUCACAAUCUUGCUACCGAGAAAAAAGAAGUAUGCAUAAAAAAAGCAUGGAAAUACAAAAAGAACAAUGGCACAACGAUAAUUGUCCGAGAUCUCUUCGAAAAAAUACUUGUUUGGGUGAACAAAGUAAAGGAUAUCGGAGAUAUAAUCGUCAGUUACGAUCCUGGACAUGCAGCUCUCCCUUGGGCAGCGGUGCGAUUGCUUCUUACGAUUGCAGUUGAAGAUAGUCAGUCGUUUGGGGUUUUGAUCGAGGGGUUGGAACAAAUCUCAAAGCUGAUCGCUCAGUGCAAGGUGCUCGAAGAUCUCUACUCACAAGCUGCUGGUGACACGGGCUUUGAUGAAGCCUUGCUGGAACUUUAUGCCGCGAUUUUGACAUUUGAGUCACAUGCGAUUCAAAUAUAUCGAAAAAGCACGCCAAGCCGUCUAAUCUCGGCAAUCAAAUUGCCCUCGAAUAAAUUACAAGAUGGUCUUAAAAUGGUAUGGGUCAAACAUCAACGAGUUACAGUUUGUACCAGGUUGAUUGACGCUCAAUUCAUUCGUCAAUUCGAAGAUAUUCUUCGACAAUUUGAACAACCAAUCAUAAGAAGCGCAACAAUUUUACAGGACUUCCAAGAUUCUUUAGAACUCCGAGAGCGCGAGACUUUACUGAGAUGGCUCUCAGAAAUACCGUACCGAAAGCAUCACAAAUUAAAGCGGAGCGAGCGCCUUGAAGGCUCCUGCGAAUGGCUUUUAAGUUCGACCGACUACAACCAGUGGAAGGAUUCAAGUGCAUCGUCUAUACUAUGGCUCAACGGAAUAGCCGGUUGCGGGAAAAGCGUCUUGACGUCUGCCGUGAUCGAAAGUCUUUGUCAGGAGUCUUCCAGCACGGGGACUGCAGCUCCGGUUGCAUAUUUCUAUUGUUCUCGUAACACUGCAGAACCUGAGAGAGCCAACCCCGAAGAAGUUCUACGCAGUAUUUUAGAGCAGGUAUCAUCAAAUACCGCUAACCUUCCAAUCCGAAAGCCUGUUGUUGAGGUUUACGAGAAUUUGGUAAAAGAGAACCGAGGAAUGUCUCCUCCAAAGGUGCUCUUGAACUUGGAUGAGACUACUGAAGUGCUUCUUAAGAUACUUCAAGAAGAUCCUUUCUAUGUGGUGAUCGACGCACUGGAUGAAUGUGACCCCAGUGAAAGAUACAACCUUAUUGAAUCUUUGAAAACUAUCAUUGAUGAAUCUGCCAGUGUUGUAAAGGUUUUCAUUUCAAGCAGGAGAGACAAUGACAUAGUCAGUCAAUUUGAUGAGUCACCAUGCAUCUCAAUUCAACCUAGCCACAUUUCUAAAGAUAUCGAGGAUUAUGUCAAGAAGGAAGUUUCCGAGGCAAUUGAAAAGAAAAGGAUAGUCAAAGGAAAACUUAUACCCGAAGAAAAGAAGAAAAUAGAGCAGCAAAUAACUCAAGCUCUUAUUGAUGGAUCUCAGGGAAUGUUUCGAUGGGUGACCUUGCAGAUACAGCAAUUGUGUAAGCAGGUUAGGGUCAAAGGAGACAUUGAUAGUGUCCUCAGAAAGCUCCCAAAAUCACUUGAGGACUCAUAUCAUCUUGUCUAUCAAGACAUUAUGAGCAUGGAAGAGCCAAGUCGGAAAGUUGCCAUCAGUACAUUACAGGUGUUAUUAAGCACGAGACGAAGACUCAAUCUGGAUGAGAUGCUCGCCGCAGUCACUGUUGACAUUGACACAGACGAAGUCCUGGUCUCUACAGUUGAUGAGUUGCUAGAUGUUUGCUGGAAUCUGAUAAUAUUCGAUGAAGGAGAACGGAUUCUACGCUUUGCACACCUUUCGGUUCGAGAAUUUCUGGAAAAUUGCGCCCCAAGAGAUUGUUUCAGCAUCCAAUCCAGAGAAUUAUUCUUGAUGAAUCGAUGCCUUUACGUUUUCUUAUAUGAAUCUCGCCAUGUAAUCACUUUCAAAGAGCAAGCAGAUGAAAUUAUUCGAAAAAACCUAGAUUUUACAGAUUAUGCAGCAGUGAAUUGGCCUGAGCAUUGCAAAUUGGCGCAGCCCGAUGUGGUGACCAGCGAAUUUUUGAAAAGUUUUAUCGGCAAUGAUCUGGAUAUGGGCUGUAGUGCAUCAUUUAAACGGUGGAUCGAAAAAAAUGGUAUUCGAAGACGCAGAUUCGGCGGCACUUUUAUCAAACACCACACUUUUCGUGGGGAAAUAUAUGCAUCUAUUUUGAUCACAUCCUGUGUAUGCGGAUUGAUGGCAAUUGUCAUGACUUUGUUGUCAUACAAAAACAUUGAUUGCAAUGCGCCCGUGACAGAUUUUUUGGGGAAAUUAUAUUAUCCAUUGGUAUUUGCAGCUGAGGGGGGGCAUGUCAUGAUUGUCAGACAAUUUCUUAGCAGAUAUAGUGACUACUAUGCAAAAGGCAGUCCCGGGCACGAAAUUAUUUACAUCAGUCUUGUUGAAGCUAUCCAGGCCUCGCGUAUUGAAGUUGCAAAGACUCUGCUCGACUAUUUUAUGAUAGAUGUCAACGAUCCGCUCACGAAAGGACUGAUGCAUCGAUACGAAAGUCACAGUCUUCUUGGAAUAGCUGCUGGGAACACUCACGAAGAAAUGGCCAAGUUUCUACUUCAUUGCGGAGCCAAUGUGAAUGGUAAGACCAGGAGCGUUAUCCCUCCUGACGAUAGUGUCAAUGAACUUGAAAACUUGGAUGACAAUUACGAAAGCGUACACAAACAAGAUGAUCAAUACCUUUCGCCUUUGAAAAUUGCUGUAGCACGAUGCAAUACCGCCAUCGUAGAUGCUCUCUGUUCUUUUGGGGCAGAUAUUAUGGUCAAAGAUUCUUCAGGAGCUACACUCAUACAUUGUCUAGCUAAGGGAGAUGAUGCUGAUAUGAGAUUCUACAAUUUUGGACAAUACGCAAGAAUUGUUGAAAACUUAACACGGAAGGGUGUAGAUGUAGCGGCGAUUGAUAAUUCUCAAUGCACGGCCCUGCAUGUUGCUGUAAAUAGGUCAUUUCCUCCGCGUGACCUGAUGCUAGAACUUGUCAAUGCCGGUACGCCUAUUAAUGCACAGAAUAGUGAAGGGGAUACUGCGUUGAAUUCUUUAGUUAUUAAUCCGCGCUAUGAUAAUUCUGAGGGUGUGUUGCUUCUUUUAUCACUAGGUGCAGAUUGUUCCAUUCCGAAUAAUAAUGGGCUUACCGCAUUAGAUAAGGCUAGGAAAAAGGUCAAGGAAUUGCAUUCAUAUGGUCACCGACGACAUUAUCGCGCAUACAUCAUCGAAAUUUUGACUAUAGCAUCACAAGACAAAAUUGCGGAAGAUAUAUGGAGAUUGUUUGUCGAUGAUUCUUAG